AUGCAAGCAAACUCUCCUCAAUUAUUAUUUUCUGUCAAAAUUGUGGCACCUCUUUCUACUGCGAAAUGUUCUUCAGUUUGUAAAACACUCGAUGCGAAUGAUCCAUUUCAUUGCGUUAAUAUGAAUGGAAUCGAUUCAGAAACUUAUUCCGAUUUAAUUCUGUUAUUGGAUGAACAAUUUAAAUUUGAAAACAAACAUCAUGAAGAUGCAAAACAACAUUUAGAUACGUUUUUGAAAGAAGUGACUCAUUCUUCAAUGAACAAGCUCAUCAUUGUAGUUUCAGAAAUGAUACAUUUUGGAUUUUCAUUGCCUGUGCUCAUGCUGAUUUCGUUACAAAUGAAAACAAUCAUGAAAAGCAUGUUCAAGUUCACAUAG
Naegleria lovaniensis is the source of this 375-nucleotide messenger RNA. RefSeq lists its product as uncharacterized. NCBI's taxonomy places the organism in Eukaryota, Heterolobosea, Eutetramitea, Acrasida, Naegleriidae. The coding region runs from base 1 to 375 and encodes 124 amino acids. The transcript has a single exon. The record is from RefSeq and is a predicted model, not a curated record.